Messenger RNA from Fraxinus pennsylvanica, 1239 nucleotides. Lineage: Eukaryota; Viridiplantae; Streptophyta; Magnoliopsida; Lamiales; Oleaceae. The record is from the annotation of a GenBank genome assembly.
AUGAAGAUCACUGUAAUGACAGCCGAUGAAAAAAUCCUCACCCUAGACGUCGAUCGCAACGAAUCUGUCGAGAACUUGAAAGCUCUUCUGGAAGUGGAGACAAGAGUGCCACUGCAGCAGCAGCAACUGCUAUAUAAUGGAAGGGAGAUGAGGAAUGCUGAGAAAUUUGGCGCUCUUGGUGUUACUGAUGGAGAUUUGGUGAUGAUGGUCUCAAAUGCUUCAUCUUCUGGUGCUAGAGCAUCCCCGAAUGAGGCAGGGUUCAAUCCAGAUGGUUCUGCAAUGAACCCCUCAGCUUUGCAGCAGCAGUUGCGUAACGAUUCUAAUGUGAUGGCCCAGCUGUUCCAGAGUGAUCCCGAGUUGGCACAAGCUAUCCUUGGAAAUGAUCUUGAUAGGCUACAAGACAUUUUACGCUCUCGUAAUCGCGCGAGAGGUGAAUUACGGCGUCAACAAGAAGAGGAAAUGGCUUUACUUUAUGCAGACCCGUUUGACGUGGAGGCACAGAAGAAAAUUGAAGCUGCUAUUCGCCAGAAAGGAAUCGAUGAGAACUGGGCUGCUGCAGUAGAAUACAACCCUGAAGCUUUUGCGAGGGUGGUUAUGUUGUAUGUUGACAUGGAAGUCAAUGGUGUUCCUUUGAAGGCCUUUGUUGAUAGUGGAGCUCAGUCAACAAUUAUAUCUAAAAGCUGUGCUGAGCGUUGUGGAUUGUCGAGGCUUUUAGAUACGCGGUAUAGGGGUAUUGCACAAGGAGUUGGUCAAUCUGAGAUAAUUGGUCGGAUACAUGUUGCCCCCAUCAAGAUUGGGAAUAAUUUUUACCCGUGUACCUUUACUGUCCUGGAUUCUCCCAACAUGGAGUUUCUUUUUGGGCUGGAUAUGCUCCGCAAGCACCAGUGCAUAAUUGAUCUAAAGGAGAAUGUCUUGAGAGUUGGUGGAGGAGAGGUUUCUGUGCCUUUUCUGGCAGAAAAGGACAUUCCUUCUAAUUUAUUUAAUGAAGAGAGGUUGACAAAGGAUGCAUCUAGCUCAGGAGCACAAGCAACAUCUGUAUCUAAGGAGAACAUCAAUAGCCCAACAGUAAGACCUUCUGCCACCGGAAGCACUGGCAGGAAUGCUGCACAGGGACCUGAUUUCGAAGCAAAAGUUGCAAAGCUUGUUGAGCUAGGAUUUGGAAGAGAGCAAGUGAUUCAAGCUUUGAAGUUUUUUGAUGGCAACGAAGAACAAGCUGCUGGAUUUCUUUUUGGGGGCUGA